CAGCAUAUAAAAGAGUUAAAGGGUUAAAACAUGCAUCAUUUUUGGAGUGCUCUACAACAGUGUAAGAAUGAGAGUCGUUCUAGUGGCAAGUUGGGUCCUCUUUGUGCAAGCAAUCUUUUUUGGCCUGGGUACCUCUAUACAGAGCGCUCCUGACACCGAGGGUGAGGGAAUCUUCAUUAUGCAACCCAUAAGCCAGUUCAAUGUUGUCCCUGGAUCUAACGUCCAGUUCUCCGUUACCUUGGGGCCAUUGCCUACCAUCUCAAUGUUUGUCUGGAGGAUAAAUGGAAGUCAAAUUAAUGGAAGUCAAACUGAUGGGCCUCUUAAUAACAAGUACACUGGUCUGAAUACCAGUCGACUGACUGUGCUCUCUGUGGACGAGAGUGAUGAGGGAUUGUAUACUGUUGAGGUUUUAGCAACCAUUGGUGAUGGCAAUGUGUCCUUCUCCAAUAUUUCAGAACCUGCCUGGUUGACAGUGUUGGACCCUCCAACGAUAGUCACUCAACCGUCCAACCUGACAGUACGGGACGUGCUUGCCUUAGAAGGUCAACGAUUUCAGCUAAGUGUCGAAGCCACUGGGAUGUUUCUUACUUUUCAGUGGCAGAGAUUUGACCUUGACAUAUUCGACACACCAGGCCUCUACAAUGGGACUACCACCAACACGCUGACUGUACUAAAUUUGCUUACAGCUGCAGAUGGUGAUAACGAAAUUGAGUUUAGUGUCAAUGUGUCUAAUCCAGCAGCCUUAAUAUUCUCCGAAACAGCCACUGUAACAGUAUUAUACCCCCCAGUCAUCACACAGCAGCCUGUUGAUGUCGUUGUUCCUACUGGUGGCAAUGCGACCUUCACAGUGGUGGCCACUUCUUCAGGUGGCGGUAGAUUAUCGUACCAGUGGUUCCGGCUCAUCAGACUCUACAGUCAAGAGGUGCCUCUCAAUGACUCAAUCGGAGCGAAUGUUCCUGGGCCAGUCAUCAGUGGAGCACGUCUGUCUACCUUGAUCCUGGUAGGAGUCAGUGCGGAGCAAUUUUUCAGGCUUAGGGUCAGAGUUAGUAAUGAAGAUGGAAAUACCACAUCUAAUAUCGCAACAUUGGAGAUAUUGUCACCCCCUACAAUACUUACACAGCCUCUGAAUGCAACAAGUGUGCGUGUAGGAACUAGUUCAGUAUUUCUUGUGACAGCUCAGGGGGAGUCCCUUAGUUAUCAGUGGCUGAGAAACGGGCUCGAUAUCUCUGACACCCCCGGGAGGUACGCUGGAACAACCUCGAGAAUGCUAACCAUAUUAAGAGCAAUAGAAGAUGACAAUAUGGCAGUGUUUAGUGUGAAUGUGUCCAACCAAGCAGGCUCUGUAAUCUCACGAGAAGCUUUAAUCACAGUUUUGCUACCUCCUGUGGUAACUAUCAUGCCCACUGAUGCCACUGUUCUUCCUGGUGGAACUGUAACCUUUACAGCCACGGCUACCUCUCAAAUUAACAGCACAGAAUUCACGUUUCAGUGGUUUGAGUUCCCACGAAAUCUCAGUGCGUUCCGUCUCAAUGACUCGGAGACUGUUAGCGGGAGCAACACGUUCACUCUGACAGUAAGAGGAGUCAAUGAGCGAAGAAUUUUUGCUGUCCAAGUAACCGAUGGAGAGGGAGGGAUGAGUGUUGAUUCUGUGACUGUAACUGUACAGUUAGUGUCAUUGAAUGAAACCCAUUCUGCUUGGAUCUCUUCCUGCCUAGCAUGUGUGAAUCUACCAUGCAUUGAAGCCUUAGACACAAAUGACACUCCAAUCGCUCAUGGUGAUGAAAGCUGAUGCUUGAAACCACACUGAAACACUUUUAGCUACAGGAUGUGAAGCCAUGCCCAUGUGAACUCUGAGUGCCCACAACUUUCCUCUUGGGCCUCCACCAUUUAGUCUGUACGUCAAUGGUUUUAUGAACUUGUGCAUUGUAGCUGCUGUAUUAGCUUAAAGAUGAAGUGUAUAAUGCUGUGCACACUGCUGUUUAUUUCAUGUGUGCUAUCUUGGUCUUCAGCGCAGACUGGUCCACCAGGUGAAAGAGGAGAGCCUGGUAUUCCUGGCGACUCCGGCCGCCCCGGCCCCCCAGGACAGAUGGGAGGGCAAGGAUUUGUUGGACCACCAGGGAGUCCUGGACUUAGAGGUCCAAAAGGUGACUCAGGAUCCUCUUUGGUUGGAUUGAGAUAUGGGUUAUUCGGUCAUGGUCCCUCUGGUCCACCUGGCCCAGUAGGACGAGCAGGUCCACCAGGUCCAUCGGGAGCUCCUGGAAAACAAGGUGGCAUUGGAAUGAAGGGAGAUGGUGGACAAAAGGGAGGCCAAGGGUCGCCCGGACCAGCAGGUGCAGUGGGAGGGGUUUACACUCACUGGGGCGGAGUAUGCACCGAUCGAAAUACAAUCGUUUACACUGGGAGAAUGGGAAGCAGUGUACACAAUAAUACAGGUGGAGCCAGCAACUACCUCUGUCUACCUGACAGCCCUUCCUAUAGCACCCCACGAGAGGGUGGCCUCGAUCCAGGGAGUGGGACCGUGGCAGCUGUUGAAUUGACCACAAGCAGUCAAGUGCUAAAUUGCAGUGUGUGUUUUAUACCUCGUCCUACAAUUCUAACAAUCCCAGCGAUGAACUCAUGCCCUAUAGGCUGGAUUUCCGAGUAUGUUGGAUUUCUCAUGUCACAAUUGGACAGUCAAUCACGUACAGAGUUUAUUUGCGUCGAUCAGAGAGCGAAGACGAUGAAUGUCAAUGGAGUGGCUACUGGAGCUGGAGGUCAAGUCUAUUUUGUGAAGGCCGAUUGUGAAAGUGGACUACCUUGUCCAUCGUAUAAUAGCAACCAAGAACUGAGCUGUAUUGUUUGCUCACGAUCCUUGUCCAUUGUAUAAUAGCAACCAAGAACUGAGCUGUAUUGUUUGCUCACGAUGAGUAUAAUAGACACUCAUGCUUCUCAGAAAGUUCAGUAAUAAUGUUCGAUACAAUGUCGGGUUUGUCGUGUACUUUUUACAUAUCUUAAAAUUAUUAAUGGUAAAAAACA
Molecule: messenger RNA, 3015 nt
Organism: Halichondria panicea
Lineage: Eukaryota; Metazoa; Porifera; Demospongiae; Suberitida; Halichondriidae
Product: protogenin A-like
Exons: 11
Coding region: 68-1789 (573 amino acids)
Biological process (GO): axon guidance; homophilic cell-cell adhesion; dendrite self-avoidance
Cellular component (GO): axon; plasma membrane
Molecular function (GO): cell-cell adhesion mediator activity
Source: RefSeq, a predicted model, not a curated record